AUGGGUGGUGACACAGUGACCGUCACAAUUGGCAAAUCACGGCAUAGAAUCACGGUGGAUCGAGCAAUUGAAAGACAUAGAGCAGCAAGAUUGGCCCAUCAAUAUCAAAGAAAAACGCCAGAUGACAAUGAUAACAAACGUUCAGCAUUCAUAAAAGAUUAUUAUUUUUAUAAUGAAUAUCAUAAAAAAAUUAAUGAUGAAAAUAUUAAAGUAGACCCUAGAAGCACCCCAACCGAAAAUCCAAGAAUAUGUAUUAUUGGCGCAGGAAUGACUGGUUUGUUCUCUGCCCUUCUUUUAAAAAAAGUCGGUAUCAAUGAUAUCACUAUUCUUGAAUAUCAAAAUCGUGUUGGUGGACGUGUCCAUACUCAUUACUUUACUGAUAGUUCUGAUGAUGACAGACGUUUAUAUGGUGAACUUGGUGCAAUGAGAUUACCUUAUAUCCAAGAUCGACCAGAUUUUAAUCAACAUCAAUUAGUAUUUGAUGUAAUUGAUUAUCUGAAUGAAUAUAAUGAAAAGGAUGAUUCAGAUAGGGAGAUCAAACUUAUUCCUUUUAUUAAUCGUAAUCCAAAUGCCUUAUAUUAUUUCAACAAUAAAAAAACCCCAUCCAAUGAAAUUAUGACCAAUAACUACUCACAAAAUAUUGGAGUAAAACAAUUAGGAUUACCUGAUGAAAUUCCAGAUAAUUAUCUUAAUAUUUGGAGUGAUGCAGUACAACCUUUCUAUGACGAAUUAGAUGCAAAUUUCACCAAUGGCCUCAUAAAUUUAAAACGUUACGAUAAUCAUACUGUCUAUUCUUACUUAAAAGAAAUUAUUCUUCCCAAAGUAUUACCAUCAAACCCUGCUGAUUAUGAUGAAAUUAUUGAUGCUAUCGAAACACAAGAAGUAGGAACAGGUGGAUAUCAUCAUUAUGGUUUGGUUACUUUUAUCAUUGAUUCAUAUUCCACCAGUAAUCCUAACUUUGAAGUAAUCUGGAAAACCAUUGAUAAAGGAAUGCAACGGUUACCUAAUGCUUUCUUACCAAUUAUCAAAAAAGAAAAUAUUAAUUUAACUUAUAAUAGUGAAGUUUAUAAACUGGAAAAAAUAAAUGAUGGUAAAAUUGAAGUAUAUUGGAAAAACAAUGGAAAAAGUGUUUCUGAAAUUUUUGAUCGAGUAAUUGUCACCGUUCCAUUAGGUCUUGUUCGUCAUUGGGAUUUACCUUUAACAUUAUCAUAUGGAAAACGAAGUGCUAUUCGUGAAAUGGAUUAUGGAUUUGCUGGAAAAAUAUUUCUUCAAUUCAAAUCACGUUUUUGGGAAAAACCUCCAUCAGAAACUGGUGCUAAUCCUACAACUUCUAAUGUUGGAAUCAUUGGUGGUAUCACUUACACUGACCUUCCUAUUCGUACUUUAGUUUAUCCUUCAUAUUAUCAAAAUAUAUCUUCUGAUAAUCCUGGAAUCCUUUUAGCAUCUUAUACUUGGAGUAAUGAUGCGAUAAAAUAUGGUCAAUUCAGUGAGGAAGAACGAUUUGAACUUGCAUUAAAAAAUUUAGCAAUUAUUCAUGGUGAUAUUGUAUAUAAAGAAUGGAUUCCAGGUAAAAAGAAUAAUAAGGCUCAAUAUUGGCCAAAUGAUAGGACUUCUGGAGGUGCUUACGCUGAGUUUGGUGUCUCACAAUUUGUAACAUUAAUGGGUGCAAUGAUGAGAUCGGAGGAAUUUAUUCAUUGGGGUGGAGAACAUACUGAUAUACAUUGUGCAUGGAUUGUUGGAGCUUUAAAUUCUGGAAUUAGAGUAGUCAAAGAAAUACUACUUGAAAAUUUAAUGAGUGAUAGAUGGUCUGAGUUAAAAGAUUCAAGAUUAUUAAAAUAUUGGAAUGGAAAUCUUAAUGCUUUUGAAGGUUAUUAA
Cetraspora pellucida is the source of this 1875-nucleotide messenger RNA. NCBI's taxonomy places the organism in Eukaryota, Fungi, Glomeromycota, Glomeromycetes, Diversisporales, Gigasporaceae. The record is from the annotation of a GenBank genome assembly.